UAGUACCGUGAUAGCAGCAGUCCUCAACUUCCAGAGAAAUAUCCCCUGUAUAAAACAUUAUAACUAAAGUAAAAAGUAGUUGAGAUACAGUACACCUUUGGGCCUCCUCUCAUAUGCGCAGAAGUAUAAAAAUUUUCCCAUUGCGUCUUUUGUCUGACUUGGCAACGCUGCAUUCUAACUCAGUAUCUCUUGCCCCUCAAGCAUGUGUUGUAGAGAAAUGUAUUGUUAUGAAAUCAAUUUGAGGUUAGUCAUAAUUGGAGACUGAAAAUAAUACACAAUGACUUCGCGAUUAAAAAACGGCAGAUUUGUCAAAAAAAGGACUGCUGAUAAAAUUAAUAAUGCAUUAGCAGGUAUGUCUAAUGCUAAAAAACCAAAAGUUGAAAUUGCACUUGACGGAAAGGACGGAGAUAAAAUUCCUGACGAGAAUGGGAUAGUUACGUGGAAAGUAAUUGCAACAAAUCUGAAAUGCACAAGCUGCAGAAGUCUUUUGGAUUUGGAGAAGCUUUAUGAGUUCAAAACAGAAGGUCUGCAUUCAAAAUUUAAAAUAAAGUGUGAUAAAUGUGCAAAGCUUAAUAAGGUCAACAGUGGAGUAAAAACCAAGACAGUCUCUGAUAUUAAUUCAUCCGUGGUACUUGGAGCUAUCCAUUCAGGUGUAGGAAACACCAGUUUAAAUAAGAUUCUAGCUUGUGCAAAUUUACCUCAAAUUAGAAAUCAACUAUAUAAAAGAUAUGAGGUUAUAGUUGGCAAAGCUAUUGAAUCAGAAGCAAAGGACAGUUGUAAGCGAGCUGCAUCAGAAGAAAAAGAAUUGGUCGUUAAAAAUGUAAAGAAAUUAUGCGAUACAUUGUAAGCAUUUAUUUCGAUUUAUUUAAAAUAUUGAAAGAGCUGAUGCUGAUAAAAUAAUGAUUAUAAAUCACAUUUUUACUCCAAGGUUUUCUGAUAGCAAAAUAUUAUUGCAUUGUAAUUAAUUGAAUUGUGACCUAAU
This is a messenger RNA of Neodiprion fabricii, 982 nucleotides long. RefSeq lists its product as uncharacterized. Lineage: Eukaryota; Metazoa; Arthropoda; Insecta; Hymenoptera; Diprionidae. The transcript is spliced from 2 exons. The coding region runs from base 278 to 847 and encodes 189 amino acids. The record is from RefSeq and is a predicted model, not a curated record.